Messenger RNA from Helianthus annuus (common sunflower), 814 nucleotides. Its product is annotated as phosphopantetheine adenylyltransferase-like. The coding region runs from base 379 to 633 and encodes 84 amino acids. Gene Ontology annotation, biological process: biosynthetic process. Lineage: Eukaryota; Viridiplantae; Streptophyta; Magnoliopsida; Asterales; Asteraceae. Gene Ontology annotation, molecular function: catalytic activity. The record is from RefSeq and is a predicted model, not a curated record. The transcript has 4 exons.
UGUAAUUUUGUGAGAUUUUUUACUUUUUUAUGUUUAACUAAAGCACAGUCCCCAACUCUCUCUGUAACAUCUCUUUCACCCUGUACACACAAAACGUCAAAAACCCAGCUCAUACCCAUCUUUCCCUUUCUUCUUCAAAAUUCAAAUUCAUUGUUUCCCAAGCCAGAUCUACAAAACAAAUUCGAAAACCCAUUGAGAGAGAGAGAGAGAGAGACAAGAGUUGAAGGGGAUUCAGGCGAAUCACCACCAUCCGACGACAGUAACAGAGCUGCAAAGACAACCGCUCGAACUCUAAUUUAAGGGUUUACUUGAAAUCUGCUAUCCUAGAUCUACUAGACGUUAUUGAGCAGGAAUCAGAUAUCAAAGAGCUGGGAUAAAAUGACAAUUGUGGAGGACCCGAUUCCAGAGCUUUCGUCUGAUUUGUCAACUAUUUCUCCGCCGAAUUCAUAUGGAUCUGUUGUUCUAGGUGGCACGUUUGAUCGCUUACAUGAUGGUCAUCGACUUUUCCUCAAGGCAGCUGCAGAGUUGGCUAGGGAUCGAAUUGUUGUUGGUGUUUGUGAUGGACCUAUGAUUUCCAAGAAACAGGUGGUUAUGUUGGAUCCUUGGAGUGUAUUGUGGGUGGUGUUCAUAUAAGAACAGGGGUUAGAGAAUAAAGAGUAUACAGAAAGAGAUGAAGGGAAGGGAAGGGGAGGCAGAAAGAGGUAUCGAAUGGCAGGGGCCAGAUCAAGGUCAUGAUCAAGAACAAGGGACCUUCAUAAGCUUCUCCUAAGGCCAGGGCAUCUGGUCGGACCCGCUUUCGAACCAGGUACCCAAG